UGUUUAAACAAACAUACUUUCUCUAUAAUAGUGUCUCAUUAAAAAUGCGACUAUAAAUACAUGUGCUUAAAUAAUCUUAUUCCGAAAACGCACGAGAAGCCGAGUCUAUUUUAACGGAUUGGCGAUGUUCGGAAUGUCCGGCGUCUCUGCGACAAGUCUGGAGCACUUUAGUCUGGGAAAACUAUAAUAACUAUAGUAAAGUACAUAGUCUAUGUUUUUGCCUUCCUCUCGAUCAGACAGAAUAGAUUCUGAUUUUACAAUAUCGCUGCGAUCGUAACGUAUCACAUUUGUCGCAACGUCGCACAACGUACAGUUCUUGAUCCUUAACCUUUCUCUCCUCUUUUUUAUCUCUUUCACUCAUUCUUUCUCUUUCUUCUAACCUGGGUCACUUGGAUCCACGUGUGCUGUCGAACGCUGCUGAACGCGAUGCCAAAUACACGAUCAUUAGUAGUGCCGGUUUUGGCUGCAGCAGGAACAAUAAUUGUAGUAGGAAUAGCAUAUAAAAUAUUUAAAUCUUGGAGUGAGAAAAAGAAAACUUCUCCAGUACUCUUGGCCAAUCCAGUAGUUAAAUAUAGCCUGCCUUUAAUUCAAAAAGAUAUAAUAAGUCAUGAUACAAGAAGAUUUAGGUUUGGAUUACCAACGCCAAACCAUGUUCUUGGUCUACCUAUUGGUCAGCAUGUACAUUUAACAGUAAAAAUUGGAGAAGAAGUUGUAAUACGUUCAUACACACCUGUUUCAAGUGAUGACGAUCAUGGCUAUGUAGAUCUUGUCAUAAAAGUAUAUUUUAAAAAUGUACAUCCAAAAUUCCCCGAAGGUGGAAAAAUGUCUCAAUAUUUGGAAAACAUGAAAAUAGGAGAUACCAUUGAUUUCAGAGGCCCCUCUGGUAGAUUGAUUUAUAAAGGAAAUGGUAAGAUCUUAAUAAAACUUCUUAGGAAAGAACCACCUGUGGAGUAUAAUGUUACAAAGAUUGUUAUGCUUGCUGGUGGCACGGGUAUCACUCCGAUGUUGCAGUUAAUUCGCGCGAUAAUAAAAGAUCCUACAGACGAAACUGAGACUUCUUUAUUGUUUGCCAAUCAGACGGAAAAAGACAUUUUGCUUAGAGAUGAAUUGGAUGAAAUUGCCAAGGAGCAUCCGAAUAAAUUAAAACUUUGGUAUACACUAGAUACGAGUAAUGAGAAAUGGCCUUAUAGCACGGGAUAUAUCAGCGCUGAUAUGAUAAAAAAACACAUGUUUCCACCAUCAUCAGAUACUAUCGUAUUGAUGUGUGGUCCUCCUCCAAUGAUCAAUUUUGCUUGUACUCCAAACCUAGAUAAACUUGGCUAUGAUACUAAAUUACGAUUCGCGUAUUAAUUGUAAUUUGUAUCAUUAAAAUCAUAAAUAAUUAUACGUCUACUAAUUGAAUCUUUUCUUUUUUUUAAUGUUUCUCCUGCGCACGCUUCUGGUAUGUUUUUUUUUAGAUGUGUGUGUAGAUAUAUAGAGUGAAACAAUAACUUUGUUCAUCCGGAAUAUCUCUGUUAUUCUUAGAGAUAUGAAAAUAGUGUAAUAUCAAAAAUUGUGUGGUAUCAAAAGGCCGUAAUAUAUUAAUAAUCAUUUUUCUGUGAGUAGAUGCUCUUCGGAGAUUUCACUUUCAAUUUUUUAAAUGGUGUGCUAUAUUUUUUUAUUUCUAAUGCAAUAGUAUGUUUCGAGGAUUUUAAUGAUCUACAAUACAUGUGUAUGUAUUGUAUAUGUAAAGGAUAUGUUUCAUUUAGCCAAUUUUCUCAAAAGUUAUUGAGAAAAGGAUGAUAUAAAAAACUGAUUUAAAUAAAAAUGAAACGGUUUCGGAGAGUACGUAUCUUGGUAACGUUGUUUUUCUUCCUAAGUGAAGACAAAAAAAAUAUACAAAAGUCACCUUUUGGGGAGCGCGCCAUCAGCGCUGUUGCAUCAUUCUAUCUUCAUUAUUCAUUAGAUGUAAAAACGAAGAUAGAAUGACGCAACAGCGCUGAUAACGUGUUCCCCAAACGCAGUCUAAGGAAAUAGAAAAAGCAAAAAAAAGAAAAUAAAAUGGUUAUAAUUGGUCGCGCUGGUUCUGUGCAUUCCGUUUCGCUAUAGAUUUCCGCUCAAUUAGACGCCGUUCUAAGACAGCCCGAUGCAUACUUAUAUUCACGGAUUUUUAUUAAGAUCUCGGUAAUUAUUGCGAAUCUCGCAAAAUGGUAUAGGAUUUUUCGACUCAGUUUUACUCCUACUUGUCUAUAAGAGAUUGUACAUCAAUUGUCGGACACCCUGUAUAUGUAUAUAAUUUAUAUACAUGAUAUGAAUAAUUGUAUUACAUAUAUUUUUUAAUAUUUUUUAAUUGUAUUACAUAUAUUUUUGUUCAUUAGGAUUUAAAAUUUUUACAAGACAGAAAGCGAUAUUAAAACAUACUAUUUAGUUUACAUUAACGCUUUGUAUAAAAAAUAGGAAGAAGAAGAAAUAUAAAUAGAUAAAAACAUGACACAACAUGACUACAGUAUAUUUUGCUUUUUAUGUAUGACAAUUAGUACAUCAAUCUUUCAUCGAUUACAGCAUUGUCAAAAAAACAAAAUAUUGAAAUAUUUUCUUACUUUUAAUUUAAUAAUUAACUCUAAUUUGAAGAAGAGUCGUUUAUAUGUUGUAUAUAAAAGAUUUGUAAGAAAUUGCAAAGUAGAGAUAAAGCUUUUUAUUAAAAAAAAAAAAAAA
This is a messenger RNA of Pseudomyrmex gracilis, 2694 nucleotides long. Its product is annotated as NADH-cytochrome b5 reductase 3. Gene Ontology annotation, molecular function: FAD binding; oxidoreductase activity. The transcript has 4 exons. The record is from RefSeq and is a predicted model, not a curated record. Gene Ontology annotation, cellular component: mitochondrion. Bases 427 to 1350 code for a protein of 307 amino acids. Lineage: Eukaryota; Metazoa; Arthropoda; Insecta; Hymenoptera; Formicidae.